Pristis pectinata (smalltooth sawfish) is the source of this 2552-nucleotide messenger RNA. It is a transcript of the gene serac1, whose product is annotated as serine active site containing 1. The record is from RefSeq and is a predicted model, not a curated record. Bases 41 to 1858 code for a protein of 605 amino acids. The transcript has 15 exons. NCBI's taxonomy places the organism in Eukaryota, Metazoa, Chordata, Chondrichthyes, Rhinopristiformes, Pristidae.
AGUUGGAAGAUAUGCUCUGCCUGCCAUUGUGGGCGGAUGCAUGUUUCUUACCUAUGAAAUUCUGGCAUUAGGAGAAAAUAUGACCCUUGACACACAGGCUGUAGAACGAGAGAAGUUGAAAUCCUACAUUUACGUACAGAUUGCUCCAAUGGAACAGCAAGGGUUGCAGGAAAUUACAAGAAAGGUUCGAAAGGAACUGCACAGGGCAGUUAAAAGACUGGUACAAGCUACAGCUUAUAUUUUUUCCUUAUCACUGGAUGAGAACUACAUGAAACUAGAUGUGGAAGACCAUGAGUCUGAUUUGUGGCUUCUUUUAAAACGGACACAAUCGACAAAGAAAGCAGUGCGAGUGCAAGCUGUUCAGGAACUGGCAAAGAAACAUCACUGGCAUGAUUACCAAUAUCGAACUGUGGCCCAGGCAUGUGAUCAGAAAGCUUGCAUAGGGCUAGCCAGAUCUAAAGACAUUGAUCUACGCUUCUUUUUAUGCCCUCCUUUACCGAAAGCAAUUGAGGAUUCGUACAUUGAAGAUGAACUAAGACAUCUGCUGGCCUCCCUACCACAGUCUGAAGUGGAUCAGUGCGUGCAGUAUUUUACUUCACUGGCUUUACGGGAGAGUAAUCAGUCUUUGUCAGCACAAAGGGGUGGCCUGUGGUGCUUUGGGGGAAAUGGCCUGCCUUAUGCACAGAGUCUAAGCUCUGUUCCAAGUGAGAAGGUUGAAUCGUUUUGUCUGCAAGCUCUAGCUAAACAUUCUAAGGUUCCCAGCCACUGUGAUGCAAUUGUAGCAAAUGGAGGCCUGCAGUUGCUCCAAAAAAUUUACCACCUACGCCAAGACUCUCAAAAAAUUCAAAGAAACAUCAUUCGGACAAUCGGAAAUUUGGCUUUAAAUGACCAUCUCCACUCAGCCAUUGCACAGUCAGGAUGGAUUGGUAUACUGGCUGAGGUGAUGAAAUCGCCACAUGUUAUUCAGGCUUCACAUGCUGCAAGAGCUUUGGCAAAUCUGGACAGAGACGCCGUAGAAGAGAAGUACGAGGACGGAGUAUAUAUCCUUCAUCCUCAGUACAGAACAAGUCAGCCAAUCAAGGCAGAUGUUCUCUUUGUCCAUGGCCUGCUGGGAGCAGCUUUUAAAACCUGGCGGCAGAAGGAUCGCAGCGAUAUGGAGGACAAGAAUGCUGACUACACUGAAUGUUGGCCCAAGGCCUGGUUGGCUGCAGAUUGUCCCAGUCUAAGGAUAUUAACAGUGGAGUAUGACACUCACCUCAGUGACUGGAGAUCCAAGUGCCCUGUGGAGAAUGAGAGGAAAUCCCUGGCCUACAGGGGUCGGGAGCUGCUGUCCAAACUGAAAGCUGCAGGUGUUGGGGACAGGCCAGUGGUGUGGGUAGCACACAGUAUGGGAGGCUUGUUAGUCAAAAAGAUACUUUUAGAUGCUUCAGAGGAUCCUGAAAUGAGGUCAGUGGUUCAGAAUACUCAAGGGAUUGUGUUUUACAGUGUACCUCACUGUGGAUCUCACCUAGCUGAGUACUCUCUCAAUGCCCGCUUUCUGCUGUUUCCUUCUGUUGAAGUCAUGGAGCUUAGUAAAGAUUCACCUGCUUUGACAGAACUGAACAAUAAUUUCACCAAGCUGGUAAAGGACCAAGAAGUUAACAUACUGAGCUUUGGAGAAAUGCUACCAACAAACAUCGGCAGUAUGAUCAAACUUCAUGUGGUACCUCUAAAUUCAGCAGAUUUGGGGAUCGGGGAUUUUAUUCCAUUGGAUGUUAAUCAUCUAGAUAUUUGCAAACCCAGAAGCAGAGACUCCUUCAUUUAUCAGCAGAGUUUGAAAUUUAUAAAAGAUGCUCUGGCACAAGUACUCAAAAGCUGAAUUACUUCCCCAUUUGGAGUUCUCCAAAGUGCCAAUAUUUUGAUUUGUAGAAGGACCCUGGUUUCCAUGGUGCAUUCUAAUAAAGUUUCUUCAUGUAAGCAAAACUUUGAAAAUGCCAAGAAUGAUAACAUUCGAGGAUUAUUUUUAAGUUGUAUAUAAUAAAGGGCAAUGAAUCCUGUAUUCUGACAGCAAUUCAAAUAACUAUUUUGUUAAAGUUUUGAAAGGACAGAUAACCGUGUAUAAAAAUGCUUUUAAAAUUACAAUAAGCAAAAUAUUUAUCAAUGACUGGAACUAUUUGAUUAAUUAACUUUGCUCUUUGCCUUUCUUGGUAAAGUUAACAUCUUAAUUAGCCCAAUUUACACAACACCCAUUGGUUUUCCUCUGGAGCUGCCUAUUAUUGUAUCUGAUUCUGCAGCCAUUAUUUGAUUUAACAGUAGUAAGAUGUCGGUAUAUAAAAAUAUUUGACCAAGUAUGCAUGUUGGGUGGUGCAGCCAAUCCACCUACAUUUAGAUUUUCUUCUUUGGUAAUAAAACAUGUAUCUGUUCUGUGAGCGCUGUGUUUAAAGUGUAUCACAGUUGUAAUCUUGGAGACUGGGCAGUCAAUUUGUCUGUAAGAAGAACCACAAUCAGCAUUAAGCUAAAUGCUAAGAUGUGCUUUAUUGAUGUUGUUGAGCAAUAAAAUAAUGGCACCACUC